This is a messenger RNA of Cotesia glomerata, 1636 nucleotides long. RefSeq lists its product as uncharacterized. The transcript has 3 exons. The record is from RefSeq and is a predicted model, not a curated record. The coding region runs from base 141 to 914 and encodes 257 amino acids. NCBI's taxonomy places the organism in Eukaryota, Metazoa, Arthropoda, Insecta, Hymenoptera, Braconidae.
CAUACCAAAUUUAAAACACGUGAGGGACAGUAUUGAGUGUUAAGCUCCGUCUAACGACAGUACCGUCAUUUAUAUUUAAUAUAAAUUUAGAUUUUUUUGAGUUUAGUUUUUAUUUUUUUAUUUAAAACAAAAACGUGAACAUGAACGCGUAUUUGAAAAUCGUGUGCUUCUCGAUGGCCGUUGUGCUAAUUAGCGGCCAGGAUAUUAACCAGUGCUUCGAACAAGACAGCAUAUCCUGCGUGCAAAAGAGCCUCUACAGAAAGGCUAAAGAGUUCUUCACCAAAGACAACAUUGAAUUAUUCAGUGGUGUUAGCUUGGUUAAGGCUGCUGACAGGAACUCGAGGACUGCUAAAGAUGUGAUUUACGACCAGGAAAUAGAUGCUGCCAACGAUGUCGAGGGACGUCAAAGUGCCUUGGAGAACUUUGUCAGUGAUGAAGCUAGCGACUUUUUGACUGGACGCAGCCUCAGGAUAAACUUCGCGCCAGUUGCUGAGAAAAUUGGACAGACUGCACGUGCAAUGGUUGACUCCGUCCCACAAGAAGUUAGACAAGCUGUUGAUGAAGUUGUUGAAGGUCGUGGAAAGAAAAAGUUCUUGAAAACUCUCCUCCCUUUCCUGGCAAUUGCUAAAUUGAAGAUGGGAGCUCUUGCUGUUUUAUCAUACUUCGGAAUCGCCCUGUUGGCCAAGAAAGCCAUCUUCGCUUCAUUGAUCUCCCUCGCUUUCUCCGCAUUCAUCGGACUCAAAUCUCUCUGGUCUAAGGGCGCAGACACCACCGCGUACAAUGCAGGGUGGAACUCAGGUAACGUCGGCGCAUGGGCACCCCCAGCAACCAAUGGUUGGUCUUCUGGAGGGUGGGAUGACAGCCACGGUAAUAACUACGCUGGAACCAACCAGCCAUUCUCUGGCUACCACUAAGCCGCCAUUGGCUAUCAACGCCUGCCAAAUAACUCACUACAUUAUCACUUAAUAACGCUAAAUUAAAUUAUUUAAUUAAAUCAUCAUUAAUUAAAAUCAUUAAAACCAUAUUUUGAAAAUUUUAUUAACGAAUCAUUAAUAAUUAAUAUUAAUGAUUAACAUUGACAAUUAAUACUUAAUACUUACAUUAAUGGUUAAAAUUGAUGAUUAACAUUAAUACGUAACAAUAAUGAUUGAAAUUAAUUUUAACAUCAACAAUUGACUAUAAUAGCUAGCAUUUAUGAUUAAAAUUGAUUGAUCAAAUGAGUGAUUAACGUCAAUGAUUAAUACUUAAUAUGGUUUGAAAUAUUUAUUUUUUAUAUUUAUAAUUCAUUUUUUUGUAAGCUGUUGCCAUUAUUGUUAAUUUAUUAAUCAAAUAUGAUUUCACAUGUGUAAAUAAUUGUAUCUUUCAUCAUUCAUAUGUUAAUGUUAACAUGUUAAUAACUACAACAUUUCAUUGUGUAAUUAAAAUUAUAAUUAAUUACACAAAUUUACACGAAAAAAUAAUAUUUAUUAGCCACAAUUUCUUUUGUAUAAUUUAUAGAAUAGUACAAAUCAAAUAUCAAUCAAACAUAUAAUAGGAUAAUUUUUUAAAUAAAUUAUUGGUGAAUUAUGAAUUACAAUACUCUGAAUGAACUGUACAAUUGAAAACAAAAUAAGAAAAUAAAUUUUUUUAAUAAAAA